AUGAAUGUGGAGGAGGUAAACUUCAUCGGAAAGAUGAUACUGGAUGAAGUCAUGGAACUCUUGGCCACCGUGAUGAGACCUGAAGUCGCUAAAGAUGCUCUCAAGACGUACAUCGAGGAGAGCAAGGAUCUGCCCAUUCUUGCUACAGAGGACAAUUCAAAUCUGAUUGCUGAGCAAGCAGACGCCUUCGUCGAUAUCUACUACUACUGCUUGAAUGCAGCUGCAAAGAAGGGCGUCAACCUCUCUGCGAUCUUCGAUGUCGUACAUGCCGCGAACAUGGCCAAGCGCGACCCGAAGACUGGGCAGUUUCUGAAGCGAGAGGACGGCAAGAUUAUCAAGCCAGCAGGGUGGCAGCCACCAGACGUGCGCAAGGAGAUUGAAAAUCAGAUGGCCAAUGGCUCGUGGCAACAGCAGGACAAGCGGGAUGCUCACCACGUACGAGAGUUCACAAUCGGGGCAGGACAAGGCUCUCCCGAUGUUCCGUCGGUGAUGUCCGAGGAGGAAGUCAAGUUUAUCACCAAGAUGAUCGUUGAUGAGGUUCUUGAGUUAUUUGCUACUGUACAUGAUGCCACCAAUGCCAAGAACGUCUUGAAGGGCUUCGUGGAUGCCAGCAAGGACAUUCCGAAAAUAGACGCGCCGGAAGUUGACAUCAUCGCUGAGCAAGCAGACGCCUUCGUCGAUAUCUACUACUACUGCUUGAAUGCAGCUGCAAAGAAGGGCGUCAACCUCUCUGCGAUCUUCGAUGUCGUACAUGCCGCGAACAUGGCCAAGCGCGACCCGAAGACUGGGCAGUUUCUGAAGCGAGAGGACGGCAAGAUUAUCAAGCCAGCAGGGUGGCAGCCACCCGACGUCCGAGCAGAAAUCGUUCGCCAGCAGCACAACGGAUCAUGGCCCGUCGACGAGUGUCAGAGCGCGCAGGUGACACCGGUGAAGGCUUAG
Molecule: messenger RNA, 939 nt
Organism: Guillardia theta CCMP2712
Lineage: Eukaryota; Cryptophyceae; Pyrenomonadales; Geminigeraceae
Exons: 7
Coding region: 1-939 (312 amino acids)
Source: RefSeq, a predicted model, not a curated record